UUUCAUGAGCAAGACUACGCCGAAGACUUCUUUUCUAAGGCAAACAUGAGUUCCGGGAAUCUCGGGGAACGACCCCCAGAUCGCCGUACAACUGCGAGAAAGGAGAAAGAACUAGACAAAGCCCUGCCAGUUCUGAGCAAGCCGGAUGAGUGCCCUCCUGGUCCCAAACCCCACGCUGGGACUUCGGUGACUGGCUUGCAUGUGACAUCUGGGGAACGGCUUCGAUUUAGCAAACCCCAGAAAUCUGGUAUACGUAUGCUAUCUGGUAGACCCUACCAGCAGCACCAUCUUGGCACAUUUCCUCAUCUGGAGAAUAAGCCAGUGUGUCGUAACCCCCAGAAGACCAGCAGCCAUAAGGACAUCCUGCCCCGUAUUGCUCCUGUUAUCCACAAUACUCCUCCUGUGAUCCCGCCACCCAGCGCUGUCGAUAGGCCUCGGACCUCGAAAUUCAGGUCCACAGUGGAGAAUCUUCCAGAAUGCAUCAACAACAGGCAAAGUACAGUUCCCUACAAUGGAGCAAAGUCACUGCCCCUAACACCAAGAGAGGCACUGAAAAUAUUCAGGGAUAAGCUGUCGGAGUUUGAGCAGGAAGAGAUCAUUAACUUUCCGGAGAUCUACUUCCUUGGUCUCGAUGCCCAGAAGAUCGAAGCAGUUAAAGGGGCUCCUCAAAACAAUGGCUUUGAUGAUGAGAAUGGCAUGUACAUCAAGGUUUUGCAUGAUCACCUUCAAUACCGCUAUGAAGUUCUGGAGGUAAUUGGAAAGGGAUCAUUUGGUCAAGUCCUGAAAUGUAUGGAUCAUAAGACCAAAGAACUGGUUGCUGUUAAGAUUCUUCGCAACAAAAGGAGAUUGAAGCACCAAGGCCUAGUGGAGCUCAAGAUCUUGGAUCUGUUGUGCAAAAAAGAUCGGAAUAACCACUUCAAUAUCAUCCACAUGAAGGAGCACUUUAUGUUCCGUGAUCACCUAUGCAUCACCUUUGAGCUCCAGGGGGAUAACCUCUAUGAGACUAUAAAGAAGAACCGCUAUAAGGGCUUCAGCCAAGCCACAGUCCGUCGCUUCACUCACUCCAUCCUUAAGUGUCUGCAGGUGCUUCGUCAUGAGAAGAUAAUCCACUGUGACCUAAAGCCGGAGAACAUCGUUGUUACCCAGAACGGCUCGCAGAACAUCAAAGUGAUCGAUUUUGGAUCUAGUUGCUUCGAUCAUGAGAGAGUGUACUCUUACAUCCAGAGCCGCUUCUACCGCUCCCCUGAGAUCAUCCUGGGCUGCAGCUAUGGCAUAGAGAUUGAUAUGUGGAGCCUUGGCUGCAUCAUUGCGGAGCUGUACACCGGCGUGCCACUCUUUCCUGGAGAGAAUGAGAAGGACCAGCUUGCCCUCAUCAUGGAGGUGCUGGGAGUGCCUCCGGAGGAGAUGCUUCAGGCUGCGCCAAGGAUGAAAAAGUUUUUUGAGCCUAAUGGCAAACCAAGGCCCUACACAAAUAGCAAGGGCAAGACCAGAAAAACUGACUCCAAAGAUCUGGCCAGCAUUCUGAAGACCUCUGAUCCACUCUUUCUGGACUUCAUCAGAGGCUGCCUUGCCUGGGACCCAACUAAGCGUAUGACUCCGGAUGAGGCCCUUCAGCAUGAUUGGUUUACGGAGGCCCAAAACAGGUGCCGCACAAGGAUCCGUACCUCCAGGAAGACAGUUGAGGUCAACACCCCUCCCCAGUCUCCCAAGCAGGCGCCCAAAAAAUCCAUCCCUCUGGUGGCCGGGAAGUCCAUUAAACCGGUGGCCAAGAGGUCAAUCAUGCUGGUGGCCGAUAAGUCUCACCGUCUCUACUCUGCUAGGUCCUACAAGCUGGGCCAAGCAGGAAAGACCGAUAGGCAGAGCCCCGGGAGAGACAAGCUGGCUUCUCUGGACCACUAAUCUGUACCAGGUGCGACGGCCUGGAAGUAUGCAGCGGAGGGAGCAAUCAAGGUCCCCAGCAGUGGUGGCAGCAGGUGCAAGGUGGCCAAACCAAAGUCAAACCCAUAUUAUCAUCCCCUCCCACAUGGAUGCCACAACCCUUACUUCAGACCUGGAUCUUAAACAGGUCUGGCCCCGCCUCAACUGAGAGGCAACAACUAGGGCUGUUUUGAGGGUGGUAAGGUGGUAUUCAUUUGCUCAUGCUUCUCGUGUGUAUCCUUACAUUCUUGACGCUAAGGGCCCGGAUCCACCCAAACUUCAGGAAUAUUUGGACACACAGGAGGUAUUGACAACUUAACAGCUAAGUUACCCCUUGCCCUCAAACUGAAGCCCUUCAUUAGGCCUACUGGCUAUAGGGUCAAGGAUGAUGCUUGAUUCGUGUGUGUGUGUGUGGUCAGGAAAUCACAGUGCUAUCACACUGCCUCCUGGCACACCUCAGCUCCCGAAUUAAAAGUGCUCACCUUUAAACUUUAAAGACCAAAAACAUCAUGUCAUUUGGUAACCAUGCUGAAUGACAUGCAAUGGUUUGUAGGAAAUUAAUUGGAUACACUUUGGAUAUUCGGCCACCCCUUUCUAAAUUUCUUACCAUGCUCCUAAUGUUGCACUUUAGUACUCAUUGACAUCUUUCAAUCUUUCAGAUUUCAAAGAUAGUAAUGCAAGUAUAUUGGUGCUCCUGAGCUGAAAUAUUGAGUGCAGACACACCUUUGUAAAGUAAGUCAGCCUGCAUAUAUUACCGACAGCCUGAAUUAAAUCACUGAGCUGUAUUUCUAACCUCUACAUUUGCAUGAAUGUACUUGUGCAUCUGUUAUUAACACCCAAGGGAGCAGAUCUUAACCCUUAACUUUCUCACUAUAAUUCUGUUAGCCUAUCUGUUGCAACUUUGCAAUGAUUCUUAGGAAAUUAUUUGGAUAAAUAAUUGAACCAAACCUUCAUACCAUGCACCUAAAGCAGAAUUAUAACAUUGAGUGUGGAUCACUUCAAGGGAUCUACGCACCUUUGUAACAUAAUUAAGUCUUCCUUUAUCAUUGCAUGGAUAUAUUUGAACAUCUAUUAUUUAAACAUGGGAGUAGAUAUUAUCCCUCAUAUACUCAUCUACUCACAGUAAUUCUCUACCAAAGAUGCAGAGAGUACUGCCUAAAAUUCCAGAUUGAUGGUACAAGACACUGAAUGCUGAAGACAUUGAGUGCAGAUCAAGCGCUGGGUUUACGCACCUUUGUAACAUAAUUCUGUCUUCAUUUGUUACCCAUCGUCUGAAUAAAACCACUGAGUGCGGGUUAUUGUUUUGACCUACGCACCUUUGGUUUCGAUUAGAACAUCUUACCCAUUGCAAAGUGCUUCAGAAUAAUCUCUGACUAAUUUCUAAUCAACUUCCAAAAGAUCUGUCUCAAGUAUUGUUGAGCAUCUAUUAUUAAAACACAAGGAAGCGGGUCUUAACCCUGAUCUGCUCACCUACUCACAGUAAUCCUCUUAAACAUUGAGUGUGGAUCAUUCCUUUUGAUCUAUUUUGACCUUUUAUUUUUAAUCUAAGGACUAAAUCUGAAUAAAUCUAUACAAAAACCAACCUAUAUUCCUAAUGAGGCUACCUGUUAGAAAGGUGGAGGUGGAGAUUUAGAAUAUCUAUUUUCUACUCCAUGCACUUUUGAUCACAUGUAAGCAGACGUAAAUUAGUCAUGAUUUGCUUUGAGUGUGACGGCUCCAUCUAGUGACAUCUAGUAGAAAUGUUCCUGACCUGAGUGAUUGUGACGUGAUGUGACGUGUUAUGAUGUUAUGAACAAGCAGCAUCAUUGACCUUAAGCUUUUACCAAACCAUCAUUAUAGACACAAUUUGACGUCCCCCCCCCC
Alosa alosa (allis shad) is the source of this 3780-nucleotide messenger RNA. Its product is annotated as dual specificity tyrosine-phosphorylation-regulated kinase 4-like. Gene Ontology annotation, molecular function: protein serine/threonine/tyrosine kinase activity; ATP binding; protein serine/threonine kinase activity. The transcript has 14 exons. The coding region runs from base 46 to 1899 and encodes 617 amino acids. Gene Ontology annotation, cellular component: nucleus. Gene Ontology annotation, biological process: peptidyl-threonine phosphorylation; peptidyl-serine phosphorylation. Lineage: Eukaryota; Metazoa; Chordata; Actinopteri; Clupeiformes; Clupeidae. The record is from RefSeq and is a predicted model, not a curated record.